Molecule: messenger RNA, 2761 nt
Organism: Solea senegalensis (Senegalese sole)
Lineage: Eukaryota; Metazoa; Chordata; Actinopteri; Pleuronectiformes; Soleidae
Gene: sinhcafl
Product: SIN3-HDAC complex associated factor, like
Exons: 6
Coding region: 119-799 (226 amino acids)
Biological process (GO): negative regulation of cell migration
Source: RefSeq, a predicted model, not a curated record
UAAUGGCCAGCUGUAUGCAGCAGUAGUAAGAGCAUGCGCAGUAGCUACAAAGAAUACGGCGAAGAUUCAAAGUUUUUGUCCAGUUUUCUUUGCCACACCGCGGACCAACAGACAGACUAUGUUUGGCUUUCACAAGUCUAAAAUCUACCGGAGUAACGACGGCUGUUGCAUCUGCAAGACCAAGUCCUCCAGCUCCCGCUUCACAGACAGCAGCAGAUAUGAGGAGACGUUCAGGCUCUGCUUCGGGCUGUCAGAGGAUCGCGUCGGAGACAUUUGCAACGCUUGUGUGCUCCUGGUGAAGAGGUGGAAGAAGCUGCCCAUCGGUUCAAAGAAGAACUGGAACCAUGUGGUGGAUGCCAGAGCGGGGCCAGGCUUCAAGAUGACAAAACCCAAGAAGAUCAAGAACAGUGACGGGAAGAAGAAGAGCAAGCUGAAGAAGCUGCACAAGUUAAAGAGACAAACAGACUCUGAUGCUCACAGCACGACCUCUAGCGUGUCUCCAGCUCAGUCUCCCGCUUACAGCAACCAGUCAGACGACGGCUCAGACAUCGAGUCCAAGCAGAGACGCCCGACUCCCUCCAUCUUUUCCUUCCUAGACCGUUCCUACUGGAAAAGGCAAAAGGUGUGUUGUGGGAUCGUCUACAAGGGUCGGUUUGGAGAGGUGAUCAUCGACCCACGACUCUUCAAGCCCUGCUGCAGUUCCAAAAAACAGAAGACACUGGCUUCCACACAAGUGUCCACUCACCUCCCAGACACACUUCCUCCUCAGCUCCCAGAAGACGUGAAAGAAACUUGGUGAUUGAUUGUGUUGAUUCCCUCUGCAGGGUUAAUCCAUGGCAUCACCUGGAUUUGUCUCCAGUGGCAGACCUCCCUUUCCCCCUUCUCCCCCCCCCCUUAGAUCCAUUAGUUAGAUAUUUCUCUUUUGUAAUGUUCUUUUUUUAUAUGGGUAUUUUUUAACUUUUGUAUAGAGAACUUUUUCUUUUUUUAUAAAAAGCAAAAAGGACAAAAAAAAAAAACAAUUUAUGGGCAUUAGUAAUUUAUAGAUUGAUGCGACACAUUUUGUUGAGGUUCCGUUUUUGGUUCUAAAAAAAAACAACUUUUGGUUAUUUUUAUAAUGUGUUUAAAUAUUUUUGUCACUUUUUCAACAUAUCAAGACUGUUCUUUUUUUUUUCCUUUUUAUAACUUGUUAAAUUGUAAGUGUGCAUGUGAACGACACCAGCUAUUUCUAAUACCAGCUUUUUCAUGUGGCAAUGUUUUGUUCUUUCCGUUUGCUCCCUACGUGCAAAUGUGUGCGUCUGUAGGUGUGUGUGUAGUACACGGAGGACUGUAGGCGACAACAGGGAUCAUUAGUGCAACUGUCCUCUGAAUUGAGCUUUUAAUAUGUGCUUGUGCAGGUGAGAACUGAUGAUUUCUGACCGUUUUCCCGGCCUAAACGCGCCAUAGCUUUGUAAUGAGGUCAGACCGUGCGUGCAGUACAUUCCACUGCUUUCUCUGGAAUGACAAAAGCGAUGUAUUUAUUUCCUUUUGUACAGCCUACAAUGAAAUGACCAAUGCAUGUUGUAAAGCAAAUGAUUUUUUAAAAAGAAAAAUUGAUUUUGUAAAUACAGUUUAUUGGCUCUCGGUGCAUCUCAACCUUCUUCUUUUUUUCUUUUUUUAAUGGCAGGAAUGGCAAACCACUACGUGUGUAAAUGUUUUUGUGUCUGAAAGGUGCUGAAAAUGUACUUUUACACUAUUUCAGUGACAUUUUUAAUUCCAUUUUCACAUCUCUUUAUCUCAGGCCUGUUUCUCUACGAUAAUGCAAAGCUUUGGCUCUUAUACUUUGCCUGAAAUACACACAAGCUUAAAGGUUUCACUGUUGUCUGCGAUAUUGUUUAUUUUGUCCGCUCAUGGCCAGAGAUCGAACAGCGAGGAAAUGUUCGAUCUAUUUUUCUAGUUAUUUUACUUUUUUUUUUUUAAUGUGUGUGAUGAUCAGUGUUGUGAUUUAUUCAGAAGCAAUUGUCAAAGUCAAACUAUGCAGACGUUAUGAAUGUGAGAGUUUCUCUGGGGGUGCGGGCCGUCGCUUAUGCUGUUUAAAGUGUAACGUGGUGGAUCCUUAUUCAACCAAAUUGAUUUGUUUAAAAAAAAAAAAGAAAAAAAAAAGCACAAAUUCUUUCAGCAAUAUCAAAUCACAAUUCAUAACAGUCUCGUGUGAUGUUUCUUGUUUUAAUACUUGCGAGGCUUUAGUCCUGGUGCGCUUACUGUUCUUCAGACUAAAACUACAGCGAUAACGGUUGUUUUUUUUGUGUUCUUGCUUCUUCUUUUUUUGCGAAUUGUUUCCAAUCUCAAACUUCAUGAACUGACAGGCGAUGCUCUGUAAAGUUGCUUAAUAUAUAAACUUUUCUGCGGCAGGGUAGUUAAAUGUUGAACUUUAAAAGGAGAAAUGCUGCUUCCUUUUAACCCGGAAAAUAAGCUUGUUUUUUUUUUGUCCUUAGGGAGUUGCCAUAUUUGUUUCUACGAGGUACAUUUUGGGAUGUGAGAUGUGCCUUAAUUAAUGAAUUAAUUACCUGGCUCUCGUGUAAUUUAUUUUUUUAUUUAUUACAAACUUUGUUUCUGAAACUUUGAGACAACUGGUGUAGAGCCUUUUCAAGAAAGUCUGUUUUUAAAUGUGUGCACUUCUUUUGAACAACGUAAUGUAGAUUAUUUUUUAUUGCUUUAUUUUUUUUGUAUACUGUAUUGCAAAAGUAGAACUGUAUUGAAAUAAAGAAAACCAGUAAAUAAAUAA